AUGACGCUUUGUGCUCGUACACUUGGUGAUCCGGCGCAAAUUCUAUGGCGGCGGUCUUGUCAUGACCAGUACGGAUGGCAGCAAAAUUUGGGCUCUUUUGACCUCAGUGCCAAUUGGCUCUUGGUGGGGGUCACUUUUGGAAAUGAUAUGUUUGUGGCAGUGGGUGACUAUGCUGCCAUGUAUAGUUCAAAUGGCAAAGUCUGGACUCUCCGAACCCCUGGUGUGCCCGCCAACUUUUGGAAUGCCCUCACCAGCGGCAAUGGAAUAUUUGUUGCUGUACCCUUUGUUAAGACAGAACAAUCAACUAAAAAUAUUACGGAGCAGCUUGUACAUCCUAGUCUCAUGCUCUUGGAAGCUCCGUUAGUAUUUGACUUCAACGUCAACAUAACGGGAUCUGCAACUAUCGUUGAGAAUGUUGCAAAGCUUAUUGAUGCCAAUGUAAUUGUCUAUACCGGAUCCACGUUGCUUCCGGUAGAAAUCCCAAAAGCACCAAGCCGUCCCCACCCUGUACACGCUUAUCCAGGACGUGGAUGUCCUAGUGCAUUUGGACGCAAUGCAGGCCGUGUGUGGCGGAGCGUACCACAAAACCGCACGGCCCCUACGCCAUCGUUGCGUUCCGCGCAAAGCGAUCCAUUUGGCAUGGACACUUCCAUAUUGGUGCCUCAAUAUAAGAUAGGUUCACCUACCAAUACCAAUACCACCCACUCUCCGAGCGCCCGCACUCGUGCUCUCGAAGACUGCCGUACCGAAAACGUUUACAACAUCGACGGAACUGCCAACAACACGCCAAGUUUCAAGGAUGCCGAGACGAAUGCGAGCUCGGAUGGCGAUGACUUUCACAAGGAAUUGAUGCUCUUGUGUACUCGCGACGGAACUCCGGAGCUAGCUAGAAAUACAGUCUACACUCUGGCGCAACUGCUUCGCAAAGAAUCAGGCGAUACCAAGGGUUUUGAACCGCUGCUCAAGGUACUCACGUCAUGUCAAACUUGGACGGAAAAAGACAACAAGGCAAUUGUCUUUGCGUCGGAAUGUGUCUUGAUCGGAGUACGACAAGAUGGCGGCAACGAGUGCUUUGAGAGUGCCAAUGAAGAUGGAGAGACACAAACUCCUUCACCAUCGUCCCGUAAAAAUUGUCUUUCUUCGACGCGAAAAAGACCAGUCCACCAAACUCCAGAGUUAGGUGGAAGUCACGUCAACACUGUCCAUCUUGACAGUAUGGGUCAACGCACGUUCGGCUCGUGCGGUACCGAUCUUUCUUCGGUGAAGUUGAUAUUCUCGUACAUGUCGUACCAUGACGUAAAGUGUGUGACGUUUAAUAGGAUUCAUUACCGUUGGGCACUGACCUCUGAAUAG
This is a messenger RNA of Phaeodactylum tricornutum CCAP 1055/1, 1353 nucleotides long. RefSeq lists its product with no specific name. The transcript is spliced from 6 exons. NCBI's taxonomy places the organism in Eukaryota, Bacillariophyta, Bacillariophyceae, Surirellales, Neidiaceae. The record is from RefSeq and is a predicted model, not a curated record. Bases 1 to 1353 code for a protein of 450 amino acids.